AAUUUUUUUUCUUAUAUUCUCUUUUUUUUCUUUUUGAUAAGAAAAUGUCUCUGCGUUUUAUAAAUUCACAUACCCAACGACAAUUUUAAACACUUGUUGCACCGGCGCCCGGCUAGAGGGCUGAAAGUCAGGUGGAUUUUAGCAUUUUUCCAAGAAUAUGCGUGUAAUCUGUGUAAAAACCACAAAAACGAUUAAAUGAUCUAGUAUUUUUGAUAAAUAAUAACUAUUUGUGUGUUUAUGGUGGUAAAUAAAUAUAACAAAAAAUGGCUAAACGUGUUCGAGAACUGAGAAUUGCGACAACAGACAGCGAUUCUGAUCAUUCGGCAUGGAAUAAAGCAUUUCAAAAUUCAACAAAUCAUAGUGUUAGUGUUAUGGAGAAUACACACUUUAGAAGCACAGAAGCAACUUAUAAUAUGUCUACCGAUGAAUCAAAUCUUCGACGACUAAUUGAAAAUGAUUCAUUUUUAAGGAAUGCCUCUAAAAAUGAUACAUUUCAAACAAAUCACAGAGAACCGUCAUUAAUACUUGCGUCAGGAUCUUCACAAGGAUCAAUUAAACACAAUUUAAUAGAAUCAAUGAAUUCAAUUAUUUUAGAAGGUGCUAUGGACUCGGAUGUAUCUUUUUAUUCACCUAAUGAAACAAUGAGACAUGUUAAUUUAACUGGACCUUCAAUUUUAAAUAAAAGACUUCCAUCUGAUGAAGAAGAAUUUAUCGAUUGCGAAAGUAGUUUUAAUAUUUCACCAAUAAAAUCACAUCCUACAGACUCAAUAUUAAGUACAAAAUAUAAAGAAUUACCCAAUGUUUUAUCAUCGAGGAAACAUUUAUCAGAAAAUAACAAUACCAUUUUCAUGUCAAUCAAUUCACAGUCAAAUUUUGAAUUGAGCGACCAUUCUGUAAAUGAUUCUUCAACAUCUAAUCAGUGUAAUGAUUUUCUACCACAAGUUAAACGUUUAACUACAAUUUUAGAGGAAUCAAAUGCCAAUAGUAAUGAUCAAUCAAAGAGAAUAUCUGGCGUUAAAUUACUCUCAAUUGUUGAUGAUUUAAGAAAAGGACCAUUGUCAAAUUUACCCGAGAAUCAUAAAUUCAACGAGACUGUGAAACAUUUCGCUGAAAUUUUAAAUAAAAAUUUAAGAGAAAUCACCAUUGAUCAACUUUCAUACAUUCUUCAUUAUACUUUAAAGACUAAUUAUAAUUAUACAGAUCAAGCGAGCGAGGAGGAUAGUCUCUAUAGUUCUACAGAAGUGUCAAGAUCCCCUGAAAUAAACAGUGAUUUUGAUAAUGAUGAUGAUGAUAGUCGCAAGGAGCUGGACUCCAUUAUCAAUGAACUGAGGCACAUUUAUCCGACGCCACAAAAAAAAAUUGAAAAUGAAUCACCACCCGAUUGGCCAUUAUCACAAAAAUCCAAGGCAUCUCAUUCUUCUGCGGAAAAAUCAGUUUUAUUUUGUAGGACAAAUCAAGGAUUAAAUUCAAUGAACAGAAAAAAGGAAUAUUUUCCCCUACCACAAUUUUCCAAUGGUUGCACUUCGAUUAAUAAAGAAAAUUUCCCUAUUUCACCGACAAAAAAACAAGUUUGUUUCACGACAAAAAUUCCAUCGUCCACAAUAAAUACCAAACAAUAUCCAAUAAAAACAAGAAAAAAGAAAUACACGACAACUCCACGUUAUAAAAGAAAUUCACAAAUUUCCCACGAAGAUGAUUUUGAUUCAACAACUGCAAGUGAUCAAUCAUUCCAAAUUUUAGAACAAAUGUGCAAUAUUGAAGAUAAUAAUAAUCAUAAACGAUCGAGAUUAAGAAGAAGUAUGUCUCUUACUAAUAUUGCUACAGAGGAAUUGUCAACUUAUGAAGUUAAUAUUAAUAAUCGUGGCAAAGUAAAUCAAGAAGUACAAAGAAUAUCAAGGUACAAUAAUGUAAAAGUUACAAUGCAAGUGCCAAUGAAAAAAUAUCGAAAACGUAGAAGUAAAUCUUUAGAACGUACAAAUAAUUUUACUGUUUGCGUUAAUAAUGUUGAUCGAAAUGAAAAUAUUGAUUUACCAUCAACUUCGGGAGCAAUAAAAAAGAAAAUAAUAACAAAUAAAGAAACACCAACGGAUAAAAUUCCAAAAAUUGUUGUCACCUCGGAAAAUGGUACUAUUUGCAAAUCGCCAAUAGUUCCAAAAAAAAAUCAACUCAAAACUAACACUGACAAUUGUUUGUCCCUGCCAUCUCGUCAAAGUCGUCGUUUAUCAUCAGGAGUCGAUAAUAGUAAUCUUGCAGCAGUUUCACAAGUGAGAAAAAUCUUUUCACCUGUUCAAAACAAAAAAGCACCAUCAGUUAUAGCAUCGAAAAUAAAUCGAUUGUUUCAAAAAAAAACACCUGAAAAAAGUAUAAGUUAUAAUCGAACUCCACCCUCGUCAAAUGCUCGUAAAAAUUUGACGAAAUCACAAGGCAGUACACCGCAGAGGAAACCUUGGAAACCAUGAAAAAUAAUUUGUUAGAAUUUACGUUUUCUCUCUCUCUAUAUAUAUAUAUAUUUACAUAUUAGGUCUAUUUAAAAAUUCUAAAGUUUAUAUAAAUGUAAAUUAAUGUAGAAAUUUAAGGGGUUAAAAAGAGACUUUAACAAAAAAUAAUUUUAUCUAAUCAACAAUGGCAACUAACAAUAUUUAUAGUUUAAUUAUCGUGUAAUAUUGCAACAAGUAUUCUAAAAAUUUUGUUAUUGCAUUUUUAAAAUGUUACAAGAGUUUAAAGUGAAAAAUUUUACUGAUGUUUAAAUAAAAAAAAAUUCUCUAUGUCGA
Leptopilina boulardi is the source of this 2771-nucleotide messenger RNA. RefSeq lists its product as uncharacterized. The record is from RefSeq and is a predicted model, not a curated record. Lineage: Eukaryota; Metazoa; Arthropoda; Insecta; Hymenoptera; Figitidae. The coding region runs from base 264 to 2459 and encodes 731 amino acids. The transcript has 3 exons.